Polychytrium aggregatum is the source of this 1093-nucleotide messenger RNA. RefSeq names its product Tim17/Tim22/Tim23/Pmp24 family-domain-containing protein. Lineage: Eukaryota; Fungi; Chytridiomycota; Chytridiomycetes; Polychytriales. The record is from RefSeq and is a predicted model, not a curated record. The coding region runs from base 63 to 650 and encodes 195 amino acids. The transcript has a single exon. Gene Ontology annotation, biological process: protein import into mitochondrial matrix. Gene Ontology annotation, cellular component: TIM23 mitochondrial import inner membrane translocase complex; mitochondrial inner membrane. Gene Ontology annotation, molecular function: transmembrane protein transporter activity.
CAUCAAGCCGAUCAUCAAGCCGAUCAUCAAGCCGAUCAUUAAUCCACCAUCAAUCCACCAUCAUGACUGGACGUGAUACCACCCGCGAUCCCUGCCCCUACUCGAUCGUCAGUGACUUUGGCGUCGGAUUCGCCCUCGGCGUCGUCCUGGCCGCUCCCUGGCACGCCUUCAAGGGAUACCGCAACUCACCCCGCGGCGAGCGUUUCUCGGGUGCCCUCACAGCCAUCAAGGCCCAGGUCCCCGUGCGAGGCGGCAACUUUGCGGCCUGGUCUGGCCUGUUCAACGCCUCAGACUGCACGCUGCAGUACAUUCGCGGAAAGGAAGAUCCCUGGAAUGCCAUCAUGGCCGGCGCUGCCACCGGCGGCAUGCUCGCCAUCCGCAGCGGCCCCAAGGCCAUCGCCAUCAGCGCCACAAUGGGCGGCAUUAUCCUGGCUGUCAUGGAAGGCGUCGGCAUCAUGAUGGGCAAGAUGAUGGGCGGCGACGACCAGUACAAGAACGUUGCCCCCAUCGUUCCCACGGACGCCCAGGCCCCUCCUCCCGCCCAGUCGGCACCACAGCAGCCCCAGGCUCCCCAGCCCGAUGCCUUCGCACCCGAUGCCCCCUCUGCCGCCCCGCAGCCGCUACCCAAGAGCCGGUUUGGAUUCGCCUAAGGGCUUUGACUGUCCCCGAGGAUGGCCAGCCAAACACCUCCCCACAUCUUACUCUGCACUUGCUCGGUCGCCUCUCCCUAAUAUGGCCACCAUCGUCCCGCCCCCUCCCUCUCUUCCUCUGGCUGUCGAUAGCCAGCUCUCUCGCGAUGCUUCACUCUCUCUGGCUUACGUGGCCGCCUGGUCUCUGCGACCGCAUCCAUCAUCGCCCUGCAUUUAUCGCCUCACUUUUCUCUUGCUGCGCCCUUGCUCAUCCCAACCCGCAGGUGUGCUCUUUGCAUGGCUCCCGAUCCCGUAUCGCACCACCACUCCUGCUCCGUCCUGCUAUGGCAUGCCAGACCAUGCACUUGAUAUGCCGCACCACAGUGGAUAGAAUUAUAGCACCCCCCCCCGGCUCACCGGACUGUACAGCUCUUCCAAGAAUACCGGAAAUGUUCCAUCCUUUC